UCAAAAACAAGGCUAACCGAGGGAAGGAGGGAGUACAUGCUCAGGGAAACCGAAACCACUAUCUCCACAAGGCAGUUAAUGUAUGACUAACCCCAUUAAACAUUCUUCUUCUUCUAUUUACCAUUACUUUCUUAUGUAUGACUAACCUCUGUUUGGUGGUGCAGGAGGAGAAACUGAAGCGGCCGCUCUCACACAUGCAGGCGUGGGAGAUCGCCCAUACGCGGAAGGACCCCAAGCCUGGCGAGCCCAAGUACUACGGCAAGAAGACCGCGCAUAGGAAGAAGGCCUACUCCGAUGGGUAUCUGGCGUUACAUCCUGACACACCUGACCCCAUUGCGGCGGAUCUGGACGAAAGGGUGGUGGUGGGCAUGGGGCCGAAGGAUCACGGUCGGGAGGCGGUUCUCGAUGCUGUGAUCACUCCUACUAUCUCCUACACACAGCUCCGUCGGAUCGACCUGACCCUGAGCCAGCGCCCGAGCACGCCCAUGAGCAGUGCACCGUCACUGUCCCUCUUUCAGGAGCAGCAAACUGCCUACAUGGAGUACACACGCCAGGAGACCAUGGCGUGGCACGACCGCCUUCAUGCAUACCAUCAGCAGAGGGAUCGCCAGAUGCAGCACGCUUUUCAGGAAAUGGCGGCCGACAGGUGUCCUCAAUAGCCAUCAGCAGAGGGUCCUCCAGCACAACCAACGUUGCUGACCUUUGAGGAGUUUGUGGCACAGAACGUUGGCCCCUCGCCGGGAACCGGUGGAUCAACCGUUGGCGGUGGUGUUCGCAGCACUCCCGAGUCACGAAGCUCGACCACUCCCAUCCAUGGAGGCGGAGGCGGAGGUGGAGGCGGUCUUGGCGGUAGCGCUGCCGCUAGCACUGAUGACCUGGGCUUCAGCGGUCUUGGCGGUGACGACCUCCGCGGUGCUCGACGUCCUGGCGCUUAAGCCUUUCGGUUACUUGUGUGCUUAUGCUUAUGUUUCUUUAGAUGACUUGUGUGUGGUGAUGAUGAUAAACUUGUGGUCUCUGAUGGUCCUUUAGAUGACUUGUGUGCUUGUCUUAUAUGCUUAUGCUUAUGUUUAUGUUGAUUGUGAUGAUGCUUAUGCAUAUAUUGUUGUGACGGUGCCGGAUGAUACUUAGAUGUGUUCUAUAUGUCUAUUUCCAUCAUAUAUAUCUGCUGAUAUGUGCUGUAUAUCUGAAUUGAAUUGAUGUGAAAACAAACAGA
Aegilops tauschii subsp. strangulata is the source of this 1213-nucleotide messenger RNA. The record is from RefSeq and is a predicted model, not a curated record. NCBI's taxonomy places the organism in Eukaryota, Viridiplantae, Streptophyta, Magnoliopsida, Poales, Poaceae.